CGUCUUUCUGCUCACCGUCUCCUUGCUGCUGGUCACCAUGCGUUACGCUCUUCCUCGCACUUUGGCGCACGCCGUAAACAGGCGGCCAACUCCCCAGGCGCGCAGUGUCGUCCUGUCGCUCAUCAAGGAGAAGCAGCCACUCACCGUCCAGGAGCUGUACAAUCUCGUCCAGGAGCAACAAGCUCAUGAGGCACCUUUUACGGCGGAGGCCGAUUCAGCAGAGCCUGUUAUUCCUUCGAUGAGGUAUCUCAAGCGGGUCAUACUCCCCGACCUCGAGCAGUCCGGCAAGGUCGAAAAGGCGCACACAAAACAGACCCUCACAGAGGCCGAGCUCGAGGCGCUCAAGGCGAACAUGGGCAAGAAGAGCAAGAAGGCGUCGACGCUCCCCUCGCACGUCCAGCUCUGGCGGUGGCAGCUGAAGGAGGCGAAGCCGCAAGAAGCCGCACCCGAGGAGACGAAGUUGUACGGGUCGGAGGUCGGUCUUGGGGCCGACUGGUCGCAUUUGAACAAGCGGCGGCAGCGGGGACGGCAGGAGAAGGUCAGGGAGGAUAUGAAGUGGCUGAAGCAGCUCAGGCAGGCGAGGGAGGACUCCCCGGCGUCAUGAUUUGGUUCUCCACGCGUAGAUUAUAUACAUCUUAAUUGCACAUCUUGCGCCCAC
This is a messenger RNA of Trametes versicolor FP-101664 SS1, 658 nucleotides long. RefSeq lists its product as uncharacterized. NCBI's taxonomy places the organism in Eukaryota, Fungi, Basidiomycota, Agaricomycetes, Polyporales, Polyporaceae. The record is from RefSeq and is a predicted model, not a curated record. The coding region runs from base 38 to 604 and encodes 188 amino acids. The transcript is spliced from 3 exons.